Molecule: messenger RNA, 41933 nt
Organism: Coregonus sp. 'balchen'
Lineage: Eukaryota; Metazoa; Chordata; Actinopteri; Salmoniformes; Salmonidae
Source: the annotation of a GenBank genome assembly
AUGCGGUCGGAUGGGGUUGAGGUUGAGGUAAGCGAGUGGGUUAGGAGUGUGGGGAGAGCGAGAGAGAGAGAGAGAGAGAGAGAGAGAGAGAGAUGAGAGAGAGAGAGAGAGAGAGAGGAGAGAGAGAGAGCAAAUUAAGGGCAGUUGAAAGAGAGAUAGAGGGCAGGGACCAGGGACCAGGAGGAGAGAGAGGGAGAGGAAUCAGGAAGAGACGAAGAGAUAGAGGGAAAGAGAGAAGAGAGAGAUGAAGAGAUAAGAACAGAGUAUUUAUUUCUCCACAUGUGAAUGAUAUUCACCCCUCGGUUUCAUUAUACAACCUUUUUUUUUUACUUUUGAAUGCAAAAAUGCCUUAUUAAAUCCACUGAUUCACAGAUCAGAGAACAACCCUGUUGAUUUAGCCAGAGGCCUGCUGUGCUGUAGGGCUCAACAGUUUUCUCUUUCAAAUAGAGACAGUUAAAAGAUGAAGACAGCAGAUUUAAUGCAUUUGUAUUUGGGCUUUCCUGCAAUUCCAACCGUGUCCCUUUUUCUCAUGUCUCUCACGGCCCACGCAAAACCAGGGAUAUCCGUUACUCUAGGGCAAACGUGCUCUUUCUAACUCGACUUUUCCCCCUCUCUCUCCUCCCCCUGUACUCUUUUAAACUUCCUAAAACAUCCUAUGACUAGCGUACUUUGGAUUAGCCUCUAGAAGCGGGCUCUUUGAAUAUGGGCGAGUGGGAUAUUUUAGGGUGAUCAGUGGUGCAGGGCAGCUGUUACAUUAAGGAUGAACAGCUUCUAACAUUUAUUAUCUCAGCCGGUAUAACACAGCAUCUGUGAACUGCCACAAACACACACACACACACACACACACACACACACACACACACACACACACACACACACACACACACACGUGAAGGAAAGGAGAGAGGAGAAGGGAGGAGAGAGGAGAGAGGAGGUGACCCAGUUGUGGAAGCAGGAGGGGUGGAGGUGAUGUGAUUGUGCUGGAGGUUUCAGAGGAUCGGGUGGUGUGAUAAAGAGGGUACUUCAUCUAUUUGCACAUUGUUACAACACUGUACAUAGCCAAUAAUAUGAAAUGUCUGUAUUUGUGAGUGUAAUGUUUACUGUUUAUUUCGGAUUGUUUAUUUCCAUUUUUGUGGAUUGUCUAUUUCACUUGCUUAGGCAAUGUAAACACGUUUCCCAUGCCAAUAAAGCCAAUUGGAUUGAAUUUAAUUGUACACCUUUGUGAGUGCAGUGUUUACUGUUCAUUUCCAUUUUGGGGGUUUGUGUUUUUUUGUUUCUUCUCAUUUUUGUUUAUUGUUUAUUCCACUUGCUUUGUAAACAUAUGUUUCCCAUGUCAAUAAAGCCCCUUUUAAUUGAAUAUAAUUGAGAGAGAGAACUGACAGUGAGAAUGCUAUGCAAACGAUUAGAAAGAUCUAUCAUAAAUCUCGCAUAAAUGUCCGCCCCUUCCCCUCUCUCCACCCCCCCUCCCCCCCCCUCUCUCUCCCUCCCUCCCUCCUCUUCUGUCUCCCUACUUGUCUCUGUCUCAGUCUUCCACCUCUGUAAUAGUCUCAGACACAAGGUGUUUGCAGAGAGGCAAGGUUGAUGUGCUGAUAACAGCCCUGGCUUUAAGGGAGGGAAACACAUUUCCAUCCCGAGCAGUGUUCUCACAAUACUGUUUCUCGCCUCUCUCUGUCUCUCAUUUUCACCUCUCUCUCUCUCUCUCUCUCUCUCUCUCUCUCUCUGUCUUGCUUUUCUCACUCCUUGCUCCAUCUUUCUCUCUCACUCUCCAUUUCUUGCUCCCUCUCUCCCUCUCUUCUCUCUCUAUCCUUUUCACCGCUCUCUCUCCCUCUCCCUCAUUUGCUCACUUUCACUCAUUCUCUGCCUGCUCUCUCCAUGUCUUGCUCUCCAUUUGUUCUCUCUCUCAAUUUCAAUUUCAAUUCAAUUUAAGGGCUUUAUUGGCAUGAGAAACGUAUGUUAACAUUGCCAAAGCAAGUGAAGUAGAUAGUAAACAAAAGUGAAACAAACAAUGAAUAUGAACAGUAAACAUUACACUCAGAAGUUUCAAAAGAAUAAAGACAUUUCAAAUGUCAUAUUAUGUCUCUCUCUCUCUCUCUCUCCAUAGCAUCUCUCGUCUUUCUCCUCUCUUGCUGUCUCUCUCUCUCUCUCUCUCUCUCUCUCUCUCUCUCUCUCUCUCUCUCUCUCUCUCUCUCUCCAUAGCAUCUCUCGUCUUUCUCCUCUCUCGCUGUCUCUCUCUCUCUCACUGUCUCUCUCUCUCACUGUCUCUCUCUCACUCUCUCGUUGUCUCUCUCUCUCUCACUGUCUCUCUCUCUCUCUCUCUCUCUCUCCCUCUCUGUCUCUCUCUCUCGCUGUCUCUCUCUCUCUCUCUCUCUCUCUCUCUAUCAGCUGUGACUGUAAACAGAGAGACACAUCAAGUGCCUCAGCUUGUACUGUAUAUCCUCUCCCACCGCCGUUGUUCUUUGCCCUUUCUCUCACACACACACACACACACACACACACACACACACACACACACACACACACACACACACACACACACACACACACACACACACACACAUUUGCUCUCCUCUCUCGCCCUCGGCCUGUCUAGCGAAGUGUGUGUGUUUCACGGUGUCUCAGCCAGGUAGGCAGAGGCAGCUCUCUCGCCUGUUCCAUUUGAUGCGUCGGGGAACAUUUCAGUGAAGCGAGUGCUUCCGAGGUGCAGCAGAACUCUCCCGCAUGUCAACGCUCUCCUCUCCUCCUUGUCACCCCCCUCUCCCUCUCUCCAUCCCUCCCUCCCUCUCGGCUUGAUCUGGUGGAAAGAUGGGAACAUUUUACAUUCAGAUCUUGGCUCAAAGCACACAAACAUGGGCUGCACACACACACACCCGGCGACGACACACACACUGCCUCCCUGUCACACGCCACACUAUUGUAAUUCCAUCACAUCAUCACAUGGCUCCAGAGAAUGUGGAAACCGAGAAUACGUGCGUUCCCUGAAUCCUUACACACACACACAAACACACACACACACCACAAACAAACACACACACACACACACACACACACACCACAAACACACACACACACACACACACACACAACACAAACACACACAUACGCACACCACACACACACACACACCACACACACGCAAAUCACAUUCCGGUGCUUUAUCCCCCUUGGUAAUCUGUUUAUGGGGUGACAGGCAUGUCAGGGGAGAAGUUAAUUGAAAUCGGUGCUAAUCUGAUGAUGACACGCACACAGCCACAGAAAGUAGUCCUCGUCCCCGUCGUCACCGUGGCGAUAGACCCAGUCAGCCAGUCAGGCUGCACCUUGUUGUGUUGUGGCAGGGAGCGGAGGGAGUCAAUAAGUUAAUGCUACUUAAUUUCAUGCCUCUUGGUUCUGUUAAGCUGCUUGGUGUGUGUGGCGUGUUGAUUGGUAAUCUGACAUUUGAUAUGCGCCUCACUGACUCACUCACCACGGAUCUGGUUCUGCAUGUUUGGCCCCCCUAUCCCAUUAUCAUGCCUUUUUCCUGCCCCGGGGACGGCAGGAUGCGACGGAUCCGUCCGGCGGCCCCACCAAGGAAAAGGGUGAACUUCAAGGCACUUUCCCCUUCCUCAUUCUCCCUUCUCUCUCCUUUUCUCCAUUCUUCCUUUUUCCCAUCAUUGUAAAUAUGAAUUUGUUCUUAACUGACUCUCUUGGUUAAAUUACAUUACAUUUACAUUUACGUCAUUUAGCAGACGCUCUUAUCCAGAGCGACUUACAUUACGUUCAAAUAUAAACAAACAACAAUAAAACGAAUCUCCUCUCUCCCUCUCCUCUUCUCACAGGAUGGCUACUAUUCCCACCGGCCCAAGGAGAAGGUCAGAGUGGACAGCAACAAUGAGAACUCUGUGCCCAAAGACUUUGAGAACAUAGACAAUAGUAACUUUGGUGCCCGCUCGCAGCCCCAGCGCCAGCCCCCAGGGGGCGCUAGUAGUAACAAACGCAGGGAGAAGCUGCAGGAGAAUGCCCAUGCCCAACAGGCAGCCUGGAAGGAUAACGCUCCCAUUCUCAGCCGGAGCUCGAACGAGGUCCUCCAGUAUGGACGAGCCGUAGCCCAGAAUGGCUCACUUCCUGUGGGCCCGAAAGCGAUUGGAGCCGGGUUGGCGGGGGUGGGCUCCAGGAACCACCACACCCGCUCUUCACAGCCACAGAGCCAGGGUCAGGUUCAGUCUCACCCCCAGUCACAGUCCCACCCCAAGACUCAACAUAGACACCAACACCCGCAUCAAACCAAGAAGCAGGCGACUGCGGCUCCAUUGGAGGUCGUCUACGACCAGCCGCCAAAGUGUGAGAUCAGUGGGAAGGAAGCCAUUUCAGCUCUGUCUAGAGCCAAGACCAAGGAGUGCCGGCAGCAGAUAGCUGAGGUGUACUGCAGACACAAGGAGGGUCAACUGAUGCCUGAGAAGGUCACCCGCUACUGUCCCAUAGAGGGUGAGUUAAUAGAUAUACUGUUACUACUGUUACUGUAGUAACAGUAUAUACUGUUUGGUAGAUGAGUGGAACAGUAUAUGGGUGAACAGUUGGGUUUGGUAUUUUGUAUACUGGUGUGAACGUUUGGGUAUACUGGGUUAAUUUGGUUAAUUGAGGUACGGGCGUGAACAGUGUGGGUAUAUGGUGUGAACUUUGGUAUACUGGGGGAACAGUUGGAGACUGUGUAACUGAGUUUGGUAUACGGGUGUGAACAGUUUGGUAUAUGUGUGUGAACAGUUGGGUAUACUGGUGUGAACGUUGGGGUAUACUGGGUUGAUUUUGGGUAACGGUGGACAGUUUGGGUAUACUGGUGUGAACAGUUGGGUAUACUGGGGUGUGAACAUUUGGGUAUACUGGGGUGUGAACAGUUUGGGUUUUACUGGUGUAAAGCAUUUGGUUAUACUGAGUGUGAACAGUUUGGGUAUACUGGGUGUAACAGUUUGGUAUACUGAGUGUGAACAGUUUGGGUAUACUGGAGUGUGAACAGUUUGGGUAUACUGGGUGUGAACAGUUUGGGUAUACUGGAGUGUGAACAGUUGGGUAUACUGGUGUGAACAGUUUGGUAUACUGGGUGUGAACAGUUUGGGUAUACUGGGUGUGAGCAUUUUGGUAUACUGAGUGUGAACAGUUUGGGUAUACUGGGUGUGAACAGUUUGGUAUACUGGGUGUGAACAGUUUGGGUAUACUGGGUGUGAACAGUUUGGGUAUACUGGGUGUGAACAGUUUGGGUAUACUGGUGUGAACAGUUUGGGUAUACUGAGUGUGAACAGUUUGGGUAUACUGGGUGUGAACAGUUUGGUAUACUGGUGUGAACAGUUUGGGUAUACUGGCUGUGAACAGUUUGGGUAUACUGGGUGUGAACAGUUUGGGUAUACUGGCUGUGAACAGUUUGGGUAUACUGGCUGUGAACAGUUUGGGUAUACUGGUGUGAACAGUUUGGGUAUACUGGGUGUGAACAGUUUGGGUAUACUGGGUGUGAACGGGUUUGGGUUACUGGUGUGAAACAGUUUGGGUAUACUGGGUGUGAACAGUUUGGGGUAUACUGGUUGUGAACAGUUGGGUAUACUGGGCUGUGAACAGUUUGGGGGUAUACUGGUGUGAACAGUUUGGUAUACUGGGUGUGAACAGUUUGGGUUUGUUGGGUGUGAACAGUUUGGGUAUACUGGGUGUGAACAGUUUGGGUAUACUGGGUGUGAACAGUUUGGUAUACUGGUGUGAACAGUUUGGGUAUACUGAGUGUGAACAGUUUGGGUAUACUGGGUGUGAACAGUUUGGGUAUACUGAGUGUGAACAGUUUGGGUAUACUGGUGUGAACAGUUUGGGUAUACUGGGUGUGAACAGUUUGGGUAUACGGGUGUGAACAGUUUGGGUAUACGGGUGGUGAACAGUUUGGGGUAUACUGAGUGUGAGACAGUUGGGGUAUACUGAGUGGUGAACAGUUUGCGUAAACUGGGUGGUGAACAGUUUGGUUUUUUACUGGAGUGUGAAAGUUGGUAUACUGGGUGUGAACAGUUUGGGUAUACUGGGUGUGAACAGUUUGGUAUACUGAGUGUGAACAGUUUGGGUAUACUGGUUGAACAGUGUGGGUAUAAGGGGGUGUGAACAGUUUGGGUAUACUGAGUGUGAACAGUUUGGGUAUACUGAGUGUGAACAGUUUGGGUAUACUGGGUGUGAACAGUUUGGGUAUACUGGCUGUGAACAGUUUGGGUAUACUGGGUGUGAACAGUUUGGGUAUACUGAGUGUGAACAGUUUGGGUAUACUGAGUGUGAACAGUUUGGGUAUACUGGGUGUGAACUUUUUGGGUAACUGGGUGUGAACAGUUUGGGUAUACUGGGGGGUGAACAGUUUGGGUAUCCUGGGUGUGACCAAAUUUUGGGUAUACUGGGUGUGAACAGUUUUGGGUAUACUUAGUGUGACAGUGUUGGGUAUACUGGGUUUGAACAGUUUGGGUAUACUAGUGUAACCAGUUAAUUGGGUAUACUGUUGUGAACAUUUUUUGGGUAUACUGGGUGUGAACGUUUGUGUAUACUGGGGGUGAACAUUUUGGGUAUACUGGGUUAACAGUUUUUUUUUUUGGGUAUACUGGGUGUGAACAGUUUGGGUAUCUGGGGUGCAACUUUUUGGUAAUAUGGUGUGAACAGUUGGGUAUACUGGGUGUUCAACAGUUUGGGUCUACUGGGUGGACAUUUGGGUAUACGAGAUGUGAACAGUUUGGUAUACUGGGCUGUGAACAUUUUUGGGUAUACUGGUGUGAAACAGUUUGGUAUACUGAUGUGAACAGUUUGGGUAUACGUGGCGUGAAAUCCGUUGGGGUAUACUGGGUGUAGAACAGUUUGGGUAUACUGAGUGUGAACAGUUUGGGUAUACUGGGGUGAACAGUUUGGGUAUACUGCUCCCAAAUGGCACUCUAAUCCCUUUAUCGUCCACUUCUUAUGACCAGGGCUAAUAGGGUUUUGGUCAAAAGUAGAGCACUAUGUAGGGAAAAGGGUGCCAUUUAGCUGUGCCACUAGAGAUCCUGGUUCGAAUCCAGGCUCUGUCGUAGCCGGCCGCGACCGGGAGACCCAUGGGGCGGCGCACAAUUGGCCCAGCGUCGUCCAGGGUAGGGGAGGGAAUGGCCGGCAGGGAGGUAGCUCAGUUGGUUGAGCAUGGCGUUGGCAACGCCAGGGUUGUGGGUUCGAUUCCCAUGGGGGGCCAGUAUAAAAAAUUAAAUCAAAAAAAUUAUAAUGUAUGCACUCACUAACUGUAAGUCGCUCUGGAUAAGAGCGUCUGCUAAAUGACUAAAAAUGUAAAAUUUAGGACCAUAUUAUCUAUUUUUACAACAGGAAAACACAAUAUCCCCUGAAGCUGAAAUAAAAGCUGCACACACACACACACACAGAGAUACACACAUAUACAAACACACGCACACUACACUUCCUGUUGUUUUACUGCUAAUAAUUCCAAUUCAUAUCAAAGUCAGGGAAGAAAUGUGUUUCUCGGCUAAUGAGAAAUUUGUGCGAAAGAAUGGAAGACGCUUUUUUUUACACCAAAUUGCUUUCCAAUUUUCAUUCCGUUCAGCCAAGCUGGCCACAGAAAUGCAAGCUCGCACACACAGACUGACACACACACACACACACACACACACACACACACACACACACACACACACACACACAUAGACAGACACACACACACACACACACACAUGCACACUAAUAACCACACACAGACAGACGAAUACACACAGGAACACACAAACUCUUUCGCUUUUUCACCCUCUUUCUUUCUCUCUCUCUCUUACUCACUCACACACACACACACACACACACACCUCACACACAUUUUUCCAAGUAGACUGGUUGAACAUCUGCAGGUUGGCAGAAGACUCCUGUAAACAAAAUCUGUGAGCUUGCCACCAUCAGUGGGCACCACGCAUCAAUGUUUAAAGGAACAACACACACACACACACACACACACACACACAGAGGUGUGUAUGGAGGACAUGUGGAGGAAAGGAGAAAAAAGCUAAAAACGAUAUAUGGACAUCUGGCCAGACAUAACCAGACAUAACCAGACAUAACCAGACAUAACCACAUUCUGUCCGCCCACAAUGACUGUGUCACUUUGUAGGCUACAGGACAGUGCAGGCUACACUUCCAUAAGAUGGAAAGUAAUGCUUGUCUGUCUGUGACUAUUCCAAUGGAUGCGUCUGAAAUUGCACCAUAGUCACUUAUAAGUGCACUACUUUUGAAUAGGGUGCCAACGCACCUUGUGAGACCACCAUGACUGCACCUUGUGAGUCCACCAUGACUGCACCUUGUGAGUCCACCAUGACUGCACCUUGUGAGUCCACCAUGACUGCACCUUGUGAGUCCACCAUGACUGCACCUUGUGAGUCCACCAUGACUGCACCUUGUGAGUCCACCAUGACUGUGCAACUUUGUUAUGUACAGCAAUAUAAGCGAGGAUACAUAUUCCCCAAGAUAUAAACCAAUGCUUGUCUAUCAGUGAAUAAGCUCAUGUCGUCUCCCUAGAUUCACCAUCGUCAUCCCACUCCAACUGACAGUUUGAUCAAAGGAGACGGGGAAAUUGAAAAGGGCUUCUCCCGGGUGGCGUCGUGUAACAACGCGGACAGCUAAAUUAAAUAACUUUUUAUUUUUCACUCCCUCUGUCUGUUCUGUCGUCUGCCACAAUGUUGUUCUCUCCUCCCUCUCUCUCUCUCUCUCGAUGUCUCCCUCUCUCUCUCAGUCUCUGUCUUGCUCCAUCUCUCUCUCUCUCUCUCUCUCUCUCUCUCUCUCUCUCUCUCUCUCUCUCUCUCUCUCUCUCUCUCUCUCUCUCUCUCUCUCUCUCUCUACCCAUGUCUCCGAUGCACCAAUCUGAAUUUGAGGCCCUAACCUCGUUAGCUCUCUCUCUCUCUCGCUCUCUCUCCAUGUCUCCGAUGCACCAAUCUGAAUUUGAGGCACUAACCUUGUUAGCUACAAAUUGUCCAAUUUGAUUUCAUCGGUAUUCUGUCCUUGAAGAGUUGGCUGUGUUAGCGCGCAGCCGGCUCCAUAGGAUAUGAGAGGGAAUAUGUUAGCAUUAGCAGAGCCUCUAUAUGCUAGCUGGGCUAUUGUCUAAUGUCUACAUUGUUGUAAUAUGUGGGAUGGAACUGGCGUCAUCAUUGGCUGAUGUCAGUUGUCAGCCAAUGACCUUGCAUGUUCGGUCACCCCUAAAUACGUAGCAGGUAACAUCAUUCGAGGCUUAUUCACUUGUUGCUCAUAAAAAAAGUAACUUUUUUUUUAUUAAUUUCUGUUCUAUAAGACCUACUUCUAGAACAAAGUAUAAGCUAGUCAGGUAAGACUUUAGUUGGAUCCUUCGUUGGCACUGAGCUGAUUUACAGAGUUACAUUAAAGGACUUUAAUAUUGGAAACUUAAAGGACAUUUCUGCUCCUCUGCUCUUCCAACCUCUCGCAUGACUGGUUAAGAUGGACGGCCAUGAGCUGCUGAAGUUACACAAGAUGAUGGAGAGAGAGAGAGAGGAGAAUUAAAUGAUGGAGCGAGAGAGCUGAUAGCAGAUGAGGGAGAGGCAGUUUGAAAGAUUGAUGGCGAUGGGAGAGAGGAAAAAGGGAUGUGGCAGAGUCAGGCUUUUUUAGACCUAUCAAGCUCCUGUAGCUGUAGAGACACACAGCACAUUGGCUCAUUAGUUCAGCUAGCUAGCAUAGCACACGCCUCAAAGUGCUUGGUGAUGCGCUCUGCCAAUUAGCCUAGCGCCAAGCUAGCCAGUGAACCUCCCGAGCUGCCUACCAAUUAAUGUUCAAUGUGUGUGUGGGGGGGGGGGGGGGGGUGCGGGGGGGUUGGUUCUUCUAUCCUUGUGGGGAGCUAAAAUCCCCAAAAGUCCCCACAAGGAUAGUAAAACAAGGAAAAUUCUCCUUGAGGACAAAGGCUAUUUUAAGCUUAGGGGUUAGGUUUAGGGUUAGGGUUACAAUUAGGGUUAGGGUUCAAAUUAGGAUUAGGGUAAGGGGUUAGUGGUUAGGUUUAGGAGUUAGGUUUACGGUUUGGGUUACGGGUUAAUCUAAGGGUUAGGGUUAGAUUUAGGGUUAGGGGUUAGGGAAAAUAGGAUUUUGAAUAGAAAUACAUUUUAGGUCCCCACAAGGAUAGAAGAACAAGACGUGUGUGUGUGUGUGUGUGUGUGCGCCACUGCAGAAACAUAUUCACCCAGCACUGUCAACUAACCAACCAGCCAACCAACCAUAGAAAUAGAAUCACCAAUCACAGACCCACUGACUUGAAUGGGGAUUGCCCAUUCUAGUAAUUAUAGUUAUUUGCAACCAACCACAUUCACAUUAAAUAUCCCAUAGGCACAGCCAGGCUUCAUAGUAACACACACACACAGACACACACACGCUCUCUCUUUCACACACACACUCACACUUUUCCAACCACAUUACAUUCAAUACUCAAUAUGAAUAACCAGGAUUCAUAGUAACCAAACUAUGAAUAAAACGAUCAUUCCUGGGGAGAAUUGGAUGAUUGAGGGAAGGACAGGAGGCAUGGCCAAUUGGAGUCACGGAAGCAUGUCUGUAGCCCCGCCCCUGUUGUUAGCCUUUAAAUACAAGCCAGAAAAGGGUCCUUCCCUUCAAUUGAGAUAAUUACAGGACAGCAGUAGGAGCCUAGCUUGUCCAGACAAAAGGAAGAAAGAGCCAGAAGGGGAGGGGCACCUUGUGAUCUUUUUACCCCAGGGACAGCACACCCUAAGAGGGUGAAAGCACCCACCAUCUUCUCCCCUCUUUUCUGCCCAUUCAGGGACCAUAGCGAGUCGUGACAUUGUCCCCCACUGCCCUCUGGGAAACCAAGUCCCCUUCCCUCACAACACAGAGGACCAGAUUACUGUCAUUAUCUCCUGAACAACCUCAUCCUCUCUGUCGUCAACAAACAUAACGUCUCAAUAAAGCGCUGUGUUUCCUGUAAUUCCAUAGGCCCUUUGAACACAAAACAACCUAGUACUUAUUUGCUGAUGGAGAACAUAAUACAAAACCAAAGGAGAGGCUCUGAGCGGAAGUCAUUUGUUAAGGCGUUUAGUAUUAGAAUGAAAGCAACCACUAUAUGGAUCUGUGUGGCUUUUAGAAUGGUUUCUGGAGAGAGCUGGAAUUGUUCGUGUUGUGAGUUGGAAUAUUUAUUGUCUACUUACUUCCAAGUCUUAUUUUGGGAGUGUGGUACAGAGCAAUGAUGACACACUAUCAAGUGAACUCCACCCCAAACCCAAAGGAAUGGUUCUAGGAUUCCUAUUCCCAUCUUGUGGCCUUGCUAGUCAUAUAAUAUAAUAAUAAUAUAAUAUGCCAUUUAGCAGACGCUUUUAUCCAAAGCGACUUACAGUCAUGCGUGCAUACAUUUUUGAAUAUGGGUGGUCCCGGGGAUCGAACCCACUACCUUGGCGUUACAAGCGCCGUGCUCUACCAGCUGAGCUACAGAGGACCAGUCGUGGUUCAAAUAACGCCAAUGUCACAUACUGAAUGAAACUCAUCUCCUUGUAAUAUCGUCUUCGUCUUCGUCUUCGUCUUCUUCAUCUUUGGAGUUACUGCAGCACAUGUUCAGUAUACCUCACAGUGUAUGAAGUAUAGCCGAUGAAACCUAAUGUGUUAUUAUUGUGUCUAUCCACAUAAGGCUAAUGCCAACGUCUGGGAGGAAGACUCGUAAGAUAGUUCUACAUACAGGUACAUAUUUUAUUUUCUGUAUGAAUGACUAAAAAGUCUCUGUAUGUUAUUGUUGUGUUGUCCAGGUAAGGCCAAUGCCAACGUGGCGUGGGAGGAGGACUCGUCAGAGGCCCCCCCGUCGGCCCCUGUCAGGAUAGCCUUCGUCCUGGUGGUCCACGGCAGAGCCUCACGACAGUUCCAAAGACUCUUCAAGGCCAUCUACCACACCUCACACUACUACUAUAUACAUAUAGACCAGGUAAGACUAUAGGCUACCAUCUACCACCUCACACUACUACUAUAUACAUAUAGACCAGGUAAGACUAUAGGCUACCAUCUACCACCUCACACCACUACUAUAUACAUAUAGACCAGGUAAGACUAUAGGCUACCAUCUACCACCUCACACUACUACUAUAUACAUAUAGACCAGGUAAGACUAUAGGCUACCAUCUACCACCUCACACUACUACUAUAUACAUAUAGACCAGGUAAGACUAUAGACUACCAUCUACCACCUCACACUACUACUAUAUACAUAUAGACCAGGUAAGACUAUAGGCUACCAUCUACCACCUCACACUACUACUAUAUACAUAUAGACCAGACUAUAGACUACCAUCUACCACCUCACACUACUACUAUAUACAUAUAGACCAGGUAAGACUAUAGGCUACCAUCUACCACCUCAUACUACUACUAUAUACAUAUAGACCAGGUAAGACUAUAGACUACCAUCUACCACCUCACACUACUACUAUAUACAUAUAGACCAGGUAAGACUAUAGGCUACCAUCUACCACCUCACACUACUACUAUAUACAUAUAGACCAGGUAAGACUAUAGACUACCAUCUACCACCUCACACUACUACUAUAUACAUAUAGACCAGACUAUAGACUACCAGCUACCACCUCACACCACUACUAUAUACAUAUAGACCAGGUAAGACUAUAGGCUACCAUCUACCACCUCACACUACUACUAUAUACAUAUAGACCAGGUAAGACUAUAGACUACCAUCUACCACCUCACACUACUACUAUAUACAUAUAGACCAGACUAUAGACUACCAUCUACCACACCUCACACUACUACUAUAUACAUAUAGACCAGACUAUAGACUACCAUCUACCACACCUCACACUACUACUAUAUACAUAUAGACCAGGUAAGACUAUAGACUACCAUCUACCACCUCACACUACUACUAUAUACAUAUAGACCAGGUAAGACUAUAGGCUACCAUCUACCACCUCACACUACUACUAUAUACAUAUAGACCAGACUAUAGACUACCAUCUACCACCUCACACUACUACUAUAUACAUAUAGACCAGGUAAGACUAUAGGCUACCCUCUACCACCUCACACUACUACUAUAUACAUAUAGACCAGGUAAGACUAUAGGCUACCAUCUACCACCUCACACUACUACUAUAUACAUAUAGACCAGGUAAGACUAUAGACUACCAUCUACCACCUCACACUACUACUAUAUACAUAUAGACCAGGUAAGACUAUAGGCUACCAUCUACCACCUCACACUACUACUAUAUACAUAUAGACCAGGUAAGACUAUAGGCUACCAUCUACCACCUCACACUACUACUAUAUACAUAUAGACCAGGUAAGACUAUAGACUACCAUCUACCACCUCACACUACUACUAUAUACAUAUAGACCAGGUAAGACUAUAGACUACCAUCUACCACCUCACACUACUACUAUAUACAUAUAGACCAGGUAAGACUAUAGGCUACCAUCUACCACCUCACACUACUACUAUAUACAUAUAGACCAGGUAAGACUAUAGACUACCAUCUACCACCUCACACUACUACUAUAUACAUAUAGACCAGGUAAGACUAUAGGCUACCAUCUACCACCUCACACCACUACUAUAUACAUAUAGACCAGGUAAGACUAUAGACUACCAGCUACCACCUCACACUACUACUAUAUACAUAUAGACCAGGUAAGACUAUAGGCUACCAUCUACCACCUCACACCACUACUAUAUACAUAUAGACCAGACUAUAGACUACCAUCUACCACCUCACACUACUACUAUAUACAUAUAGACCAGGUAAGACUAUAGACUACCAUCUACCACCUCACACUACUACUAUAUACAUAUAGACCAGGUAAGACUAUAGACUACCAUCUACCACACCUCACACUACUACUAUAUACAUAUAGACCAGGUAAGACUAUAGGCUACCAUCUACCACCUCACACUACUACUAUAUACAUAUAGACCAGACUAUAGACUACCAUCUACCACCUCACACUACUACUAUAUACAUAUAGACCAGGUAAGACUAUAGACUACCAUCUACCACACCUCACACUACUACUAUAUACAUAUAGACCAGGUAAGACUAUAGGCUACCAUCUACCACCUCACACUACUACUAUAUACAUAUAGACCAGGUAAGACUAUAGGCUACCAUCUACCACCUCACACUACUACUAUAUACAUAUAGACCAGACUAUAGACUACCAUCUACCACCUCACACUACUACUAUAUACAUAUAGACCAGACUAUAGACUACCAUCUACCACCUCACACUACUACUAUAUACAUAUAGACCAGGUAAGACUAUAGGCUACCAUCUACCACCUCACACUACUACUAUAUACAUAUAGACCAGGUAAGACUAUAGACUACCAUCUACCACACCUCACACUACUACUAUAUACAUAUAGACCAGGUAAGACUAUAGGCUACCAUCUACCACCUCACACUACUACUAUAUACAUAUAGACCAGGUAAGACUAUAGACUACCAUCUACCACCUCACACUACUACUAUAUACAUAUAGACCAGGUAAGACUAAGCUACCAUCUACCACCUCACACCACUACUAUAUACAUAUAGACCAGCUAUAGACUAUACACUACCACCUCACACACUACUAUAUACAUAUAGACCAGGUAAGACUAUAGGCUACCAUCUACCACCUCACACCACUACUAUAUACAUAUAGACCAGGUAAGACUAUAGGCUACCAUCUACCACCUCACACUACUACUAUAUACAUAUAGACCAGUAAAUAGACUACCAUCUACCACCUCACACUACUACUAUAUCAAUAGACCAGACUAUAGACUCCAUCUACCACCUCACACUACUACUAUACAUAUAGACCAGGUAAGACUAUAGACUACCAUCUACCACCUCACAUACUACUAUAUACAUAGACCAGGUAAGACUAUAGACUACCAUCUACCACCUCACACUACUACUAUAUACAUAUAGACCAGACUAUAGACUACCAUCUACCACCUCACCUCUACUCAUUAGACCAGGUAAGACUAUAGACUACCACUCCACUACACUAUAUACAUAUAGACCAGGUAAGACUAUAGACUACCAUCUACCCUCACACUACACCUAUAGACAGCUAUAACUACCAGCUACACACCUCACCUACUACAUAUACAUAUAGACCAGGUAAGACUAAGCUACUCUCACCCACACUACUACUAAUACCCAGACUAUAGACCCAGCUACCACACCUCCACGACUACAUAUCAUAUAACCGGGACUAAGCACAUCUACACCCCACUACUACUACAUAUAGACCAGACUAUAACUACAUCUACCACCUCACACUACUACUACAUAUACAGUGAGGGAAAAAAAGUCAUUUGAUCCCCUGCUUAUUUUGUACGUUUGCCCACUGACAAAGAAAUGAUAAGUCUAUAAUUUUAAUGGUAGGUUUAUUUAAACAGUGAGAGACAGAAUAACAACAAAAAACUCUGAUUUGAAUUUUAAUGAGGGAAAUAAGUAUUUCACCCCCUCUCAAUCAGAAAGAUUUCUGGCUCCCAGUUGUCUUUUAUACAGGUAACGAGCUGAGAUUAGGAACACACUCUUAAAGGGAGUGCUCAUAAUCUCAGUUUGUUACCUGUAUAAAAGACACCUGUCCACAGAAGCAAUCAAUCAAUCAGAUUCCAAACUCUCCACCAUGGCCAAGACCAAAGAGCUCUCCAAGGAUGUCAGGGACAAGAUUGUAGACCUACACAAGGCUGGAAUGGGCUACAAGACCAUCGCCAAGCAGCUUGGUGAGAAGGUGACAACAGUUGGUGCGAUUAUUCGCAAAUGGAAGAAACACAAAAGAACUGUCAAUCUCCCUCGGGCCUGGGGCUCCAUGCAAGAUCUCACCUCGUGGAGUUGCAAUGAUCAUGAGAACAGUGAGGAAUCAGCCCAGAACUACACGGGAGGAUCUUGUCAAUGAUCUCAAGGCAGCUGGGACCAUAGUCACCAAGAAAACAAUUGGUAACACACUACGCCAUGAAGGACUGAAAUCCUGCAGCGCCCGCAAGGUCCCCCUGCUCAAGAAAGCACAUAUACAGGCCCGUCUGAAGUUUGCCAAUGAACAUCUGAAUGAUUCAGAGGAGAACUGGGUGAAAGUGUUGUGGUCAGAUGAGACCAAAAUGGAGCUCUUUGGCAUCAACUCAACUCGCCGUGUUUGGAGGAGGAGGAAUGCUACCUAUGACCCCAAGAACACCAACCCCACCGUCAAACAUGGAGGUGGAAACAUUAUGCUUUGGGGGUGUUUUUCUGCUAAGGGGACAGGACAACUUCACUGCAUCAAAAGGACGAUGGACGGGGCCAUGUACCGUCAAAUCUUGGGUGAGAACCUCCUUCCCUCAGCCACGGCAUUGAAAAUGGGUUGUGGAUGGGUAUUCGAGCAUGACAAUGACCCAAAACACACGGCCAAGGCAACAAAGGAGUGGCUCAAGAAGAAGCACAUUAAGGUCCUGGAGAGGCCUAGCCAGUCUCCAGACCUUAAUCCCAUAGAAAAUCUGUGGAGGGAGCUGAAGGUUCGAGUUGCCAAACGUCAGGCUCGAAACCUUUAAUGACUUGGAGAAGAUCUGUAAAGAGGAGUGGAACAAAAUCCCUCCUGAGAUGUGUGCAAACCUGGUGGCCAACUACAAGAAAUGUCUGACCUCUGUGAUUGCCAGUACUAAGUACUAAGUCAUGUUUUGCAGAGGGGUCAAAAACGUAUUUCCCUCAUUAAAAUGCAAAUCAAUUUAUAACAUUUUUGACAUACGUUUUUCUGGAUUAUUUUGUUGUUAUUCUGUCUCUCAAUGUUCAAAUAAACCUACCAUUAAAAUUAUAGACUGAUCGUGUCUUUGUCAGUGGGCAAACGUACAAAAUCAGCAGGGGAUCAAAUACUUUUUUCCCUCACUGUACAUGUAGACCAGGUAUGAUACACCCUUUAUAACCCACCAUAAAUCACUUUAAAAUCACAAUAAACUGCCUGCCCUUGCACCACUGUGAAGUACUUUUACUCAUCAAUGUAGACAAGGUCCUGUAAACCAGUACAAUCCACCUUAGACUAAAUACCACCACUGCCUCUACUACUUCCAGUACAUUUACAUACUGUAGGCCAGUGCAGGCACCUAACAUUAGAAGAUUGCCUGCGUAAAUCAAUUGUUUUUUAAAUACAACCAUUCCCUUAGCUCUAUCAACUGAUAACCCAGAGGAGAGACUAAUGGUGGCAUUUACCCGAGACCAGGGCUCUCCAACCCUGUUCCUGGAGAGCCACCCUCCUGUAGGUUUUUACUGGUUCAGCUUUUCAAGCAGCUAAUUAAUAGAAUCAGGCACGGCAGGAUUAGGCGGCCUCCUAUGACAGCAGAUUGACGAGGGCUGCGGUUUCUGAGCUUAACUGACCAAGACUCACCUCCAACAACAACACAUAAAACCUCACAAAAAAACAGUGACAAUUUCUCUCAACCAGUGGCAUAUGGGCUUUUUAGGUGAGCGCUGAUGCCGCCCUUUGAUAAGCAGCGGCCACUUUGUCACAGGAAGGGGAGCAAAAUAUUUUGCUUGUCCAUUCCCACUGCGCCUCUCCAGCGUGCUGUUGGAGAGACGCAUCUCUGCAGCGCUCCAACAACGUUCCGUCAAAACAAUUAUCUAACAUAAAUCAUGUAGCAGAUAUAGAAUAUGGUAGAAAGAGAAUGUAGCCUUCUAUAGCCUACAGGCUGGAGAUAAAAUGUAUGACAAUGUAAUGAAACUGACACUUUUUACAUCAUGCAUGACAGCUCAUUUUACAUCAUGUUUCUCCGAUCAAAUAGCCUAACCUAAAUGGCGCUCAAUCAAAUAAAAAAAGAGCUGUCAUGUUAACAAACAACAUAUCCUAAAAACAGGACAGGUCAAAGUAAGAUGGACAAUAUGAAAUGGACAAUCACAACUGUUGUACAGGAGUUUCACCCCAUUGUCAUGAUCAGUGGUUUCAAGUUUGUAUCCGUCAAUUUUUGACAAGCUGAUCAUAGCAGAAAAAAAUACUUCUCCAUUUCCCGCUGUGUAAACGCAUUGCAAAUAGGUUCGUGAUAACUCCUGAUAAAGUUGGGAAGCUACUAGCUGAUAUUCAGAGCUUAAAUAGCCAAAUUGAUUAGUCACAGGAAUCAGGACUAAUAAAGCCAAUGCAAUGGCCUGUUUUACAAAUGGUGGCCUACCACAUGGAUGGGCAUUCAUAAAAUUCCAUUGUUGGCUGAUGUAGUAGGCUACACCCCAGUAAGCACGAGCCGACGUCUUUUGGACGUCUUUUUUUGGUUCUGUCCGGACAACGUUUUUUGGUGUUUUACAAACGGUAGGCUUACCACAUAGAUGGGCAUUCAUGAAAUUCAAUUUCAGACAACACUGUAGGCUACACCACAGUAAACAUAGACCGACGCCGACGUCUUCUUGAUUUCCACAUCCACAGACUUUGGUUUUUGGUCCGGUCCGGAUCACCAAUCAUAGACGUCAAGGACCGGCCCUGGAAUCAGGUGUGCUAGAUUGGGGUUGGAGUGAAAACCUACAGGACGGUAGCUCUCCAGGAACAGGGUUGGAGAGCCCUGGUCUAUACCCUUAUCCUAUACGUAGGAUAUUGUCUUAAACCAGGGGUGUCAAACUCAUUCCAUGGAGGGCCUAGUGUCUGCUGGUUUUUUGAUUUUCCUUUCAAGUAAGACCUACAUAACCAGGUGAGGGGAGUUCCUUACUAAUCAGUGACCUUAAUUCAUCAAUCAAGUCCAAGGGUGGAGCAAAAACCUGCAGACACUCAGCCCUCCGUGGAAUGAGUUUGACACAUGUUUUAAACUCUUCCUCUUCUCUCCCCCUCCAGCGUUCCAAUUACCUCCACAGACAGGUGCAGGCCCUGGCCUCCCAGUACCCCAACGUGAGGGUGACGCCCUGGAGGAUGGCUACCAUCUGGGGCGGUGCCAGCCUGCUCACAAUGUACCUCCGCAGCAUGGCAGACCUCAUCACCAUGACCGACUGGAGCUGGGACUUCUUCAUCAACCUCAGCGCUGCAGACUACCCCAUCAGGUGACUGGGGUGGAGGUGACAGGGGGGUAGAGGUUAGCAGUAUGUCAGACCUGAUCACCAUGACCGACUGGAGCUGGGACUUCUUAAUUAACGUCAGGGUCCCACGUGACUUGGGUGGAGGGGCAAGGUUUUCCAGAUAGUUGACCUACUGUGCAUUGGGAAAUUAUUCAGACCCCUUGACUUUUUCCACAUUUUGUUACGUUACAGCCUUAUUCUAUUUCCCUGAUCAAUCUACACACAAUACCCCAUAAUGAAAAAGCAAAAACAGGUUUUUAGAAAUUUUUGCAAAUGUAUUAAAAAUAAACAACUUAAAUUUUACAUUUACAUAAGUAUUCAGACCCUUUACUCAGUACUUUGUUGAAGAACCUUUGGCAGCGAUUACAGCCUCGAGUCUUCUUGGGUAUGACACUACAAGCUUGACACACCUGUAUUUGGGGAGUUUUUCCCAUUCUUCUCUGCAAAGCCUCUCUGUCAGGUGGGAGUGUCGCUGCACAGCUAUUUUGAGGUCUCUCCAGAGAUGUUCGAUUGGGUUCAAGUCCGGGCUCUGGCUGGGCCACUCAAGAACAUUCAGAGACUUGUCCUGAAGCCACUCCUGCUUCGGCCCAGUCUGAGGUCCUGAGCACUUCAUCUUUCCCUUGAUCCUGACUAGUCUCCAAGUCCCUGCCACUGAAAAACAUCCCCACAGCAUGAUGCUGGCACCAUCAUGGUUCAUCGUAGGGAUGGUGCCGGUUUUCCUCCAGAUGUGACGCUUGGCAUUCAGGCCAAAGAGUUCAAUCUUGGUUUCAUCAGACCAGAGAAUCUUGUUUCUCAUGGUCUGAGAGUCCUUUAGGUGCCUUUUGGCAAACUCCAAGCGGGCUGUCAUGUGCCUUUUACUGAGGAGUGGCUUCUGUCUGGCCACUCUACCAUAAAGGCCUGAUUGGUGGAAUGCUGCAGAGAUGGUUGCCCUUCUAGAAGGUUCUCCCAUAUCCACAGAGGAACUCUGGAGCUCUGUCAGAGUGACCAUUGGGUUCUUGGUCACCUCCCUGACCAAGGCCCUUCUCCUCCGAUUGCUCAGUUUUGCCGGGCGGCCAGCUUUAGGAAGAAUCUUGGUGGUUCCAAACUUCUUCCAUUUAAGAAUGAUGGAGGCCACUGUGUUUUUGGGGACCUUCAAUGCUGCAGACAUUUUUUGGUACCCUUCCCCAGAUCUGUGCCUCGACACAAUCCUGUCUCGGAACUCUACGGACAAUUCCUUUCAUGGCUUGGUUUUUGCUCUGACAUGCAUUGUCAACUGUGGGACCUUAUAUAGACAGGUGUGUGUUUUUCCAAAUCAUGUCCAAUCAAUUGAAUUUACAACAGGUGGACUCCAAUCAAGUUGUAGAAACAUUCAAGAAUGAUCAAUGGAAACAGGAUGCACCUGAGCUCAAUAUCAAGUCUCAUAGCAAAGGGUCUGAUGUAUAUAAGGUAUUUCUGUUUUUUAUUUGUAAUAAAUUAGCAAGCAUUUCUACAAACCUGUUUUCACUUUGUCAUUAUGGGGUAUCAUGUGUAGAUUGAUGAGGACAUUUUGUUAUUUAAUCAAUUUUAGAAUAAGGCUGUAACGUAACAAAAUGUGGAAAAAGGGAAGGGGUCUGAAUACUUUCCGAAUGCUCUGUAUAUAUUUAAGUACGGAAGUAGCAGCAGCUGUGUUGACAGCAAUUGGUUUUACUGGAACGUCUUGGGCCUCUUCUCCUUCGAAACAGUCAAGUUGUUUAGGGGUGAGUGGCCAGGAGUCAGACAGAGAGGAAAUACUACUUCACAUGCUCACUUCUCUGUUUGACCUGACAUGAAAUUACUCUGAACACUUUGAACACCAGUUUGGUCAUAUGGAUAAAAAAUAUUGAGAGAUUCUACUGAUAGUCCUUUGUUGUGUAAUUAUAAUUUACAGUUUAUACACUCUUUAAAAUGAGCCAUUAUGAAGAGAUGCAAACAGUACUAAAAGUCUGAAUGGCUAUCAGACAGUAGACACACACGGCUAUAUAACCCCAUAGGCCCUCGAGGAAUCCAUACAGUCACAAUCACUAUACAAUCACUGCAGACUUACAACAAAGACCCUAGCUAAAAAACUUAAAUAGAUCAAUUACAGUAGAUCUCCGGUUCUUCUUAAGGUGAUUACUCAUUUGUUCUCCCCGAAUUCCAAUCCCUGUCCUGGCUUACUUACUCAGUUGAAUAGGUUACAUGGUGAACUGAUUACAUGUUAAUUGCCCCUUGGUCAAUAUGUAUUGACUUCCCAACAGGUGGUUAGUGUGUGUGUGUUUGUGUGUGUUUGGCACCGCCCCAGAUGGUAGCCAUCCUCCAGGGGGUCACCCUCACGUUGAGGUACUGGGAGGCCAGGGCCUGCACCUGUCUGUGGAGGUAGUUGGAACGCUGGAGGCGGAGAGAAGAGGAAGAGUUUAAAAUGUGUCUGACUCAUUCCACCGAGGGCUGAGUGCCACACGUACACACCCUUGUGAACCUGUAGGGCCUCAGGGUCUGCUGGUAGGUUUGUGAUGUGGAUCCACACAUUAGUCCCUCAUAGACUUCUAUCACAUACAGUGGCAAGAAAAUGUAUGUGAACCCUUUGGAAUUACCUGGAUUUCUGCAUAAAUUGGUCAUAAAAUGUGAUCUGAUCUUCAUCUAAGUCACCACAAUAGACAGACACAGUCUGCUUAAACUAAUAACACACAAACAAUCAUACGUUUUCAUGUCUUUAUUGAACACACUGUGUAAACAUUCACAGUGCAGGGUGGGAAAAGUAUGUGAACCCUUGGAUUUAACAAAUGGUUGACCCUCCUUUGGCAGCAAUAACUUCAACCAAAUGUUUUCUGUAGUUGCAGAUCAGACCUGCACAACGGUCAGGAGGAAUUUUGGUCCAUUCCACUUUACAAAACUGUUUCAGUUCAGCAAUAUCCUUGGCAUGUCUGGUGUGAACCGCUCUCUUGAGGUCAUGCCACAGCAUCUGAAUGGGGUUGAGGUCAGGACUCUGACUGGGCCACUCCAGAAGGCGUACAUUCUGUUGUUGAUUUACUUCUGUGUUUUGGGUCAUUGUCCUGUUGCAUCACCCAACUUCUGUUGAGCUUCAAUUGGUGGACAGAUAGCCUUACAUUCCCCUGCAAAAUGUCUUGAUAAACUUUUUUCCGUUGAUGACGGUCAAUCCUAGGGAGAGUAGCAACAGUGCUGAACUUUCUCCAUUUAUAGACAAUUUGUCUUACCGUGGACUGAUGAACAUCAAGACUUUUAGAGAUACUUUUGUAACCCUUCCAGCAAGUCAACAAUUCUUAAUCUUAGGUGUUCUGAGAUCUGUUUUGUUCAAGGCAUGGUUCACAUCAGGCAAUGCUUCUUGUGAAUAGCAAACUCAAAUUUUGUGAGUGUUUUUUAUAGGGCAGGGCAGCUCUAACCAACAUCUCCAAUCUCGUCUCAUUGAUUGGACUCCAGGUUAGCUGGAGAAGCCAUUUAGCUUUUGGAGAAGCCAUUAGCCUAGGGGUUCACAUACUUUUUCCAACCUACACUGUGAAUGUUUAAAUGAUGUAUUCAAUAUAGACAAGGAAAAUAUAAUAAUUUGUGUGUUAUUAGUUUAAGCACACUGUGUUUGUCUAUUGUGGUGACUUAGAUGAAGAUCAGAUCACAUUUUAUGACCAAUUAAUGCAGAAAUCCAGGUAAUUCCAAAGGGUUCACAUACUUUUUCUUGCCACUGUACUUGCCCCAGAUGGCCACCAGUAGCUGAAAUCGCCAUUGUGAAAAAGGAAACUGGACCUUGUGUGUCCAACACCUGGAGCUAAAAUGGAAGGUAUAAAGAAAGUGUGUUGUUUCAUAGUCCAACACGUGUGUUUGGUUUAUAUACACAGGCUCAGGAGACACCCUGUCUUCAUUCACCCUGUCAGGGAAAUGUUCAGGGACAUAUUUAUGUUUCCGAAAGAGCGUACUUUUAGUCUGUUGCCAUGUGGAUAUGUGCUUGUCUUAGAUAUUAUGGGAUAGUGUGAGAACAGGGAGAAUAGUUCUGAUUUUGAUGUUCGAUUAUAAAAGUGAUAGUAUCUGUCUGUCUUUUUGUCUGUCUGUCUGUCUAUGUGCGCUCAAGUGUAUGUGUGUGCGCCUGUGCGCCCGUGUGUGUGUGUGCGUGUGUGUGUGUGUGCAUAAUGCCGUUGUGUAUGCCUGUGUUUGCAUAAUGUGGGUGUACGCUUGCGUCUGUCACUGUGUGAGUGAAUGUGUUUGUGGUGUGCUGAUGAGCUGUUUCUUUCUUCCUGUCUGUCUCCUCUUCUUCUCUUCAUUUGCAUGGCGGUGAUGUGGUGGAGGAAAGGGCUGACACUGGAGGUUUUUAUAGGCCCAUCUGAAGAGAGAUGGAGGGAGAGGGAGUGAAAGAAGAGAGUGAAUAAGAGAAGGGGAAAGAGAGGGGAGGUUACAUGUUGGCAUAGCAUACAGUAAUAGUAUAUAUUUAUAAUAUGUAAUAGUAUAUACUUGCAUUGCAAAAGCUUUUUUGGACCACUUCUUGGAUUUGACUCAAGUUUCUUCAUUUAGACAAUAUUUACAUACUUUAACCCACAACACACUGAUCAUCAGUCCACUCCCUCAAUCCACUCCCGCUCAUCUACAAGGCCGUAUAGUGAUACAAUCAAAAAAGAAGGAAGAAGAAAGCUCUGUGACAAACUAUACUUGCCUUGCACAGCCCUCUUCAAUUCAGUUCAAUUCAACUGUCAUGCGAGUGUAGAAUGAAGCCAACCAGUCUAUGCUACAGUCAUAGUACCUCACUAAAAGAAUAACCAGGGUAUGCUAGAGUCAUAGUACCUCACUAAAAGAAUAACCAGGGUAUGCUACAGUCAUAGUACCUCACUAAAAGAAUAACCAGGCUAUGCUACAGUCAUAGUACCUCACUAAAAGAAUAACCAGGCUAUGCUAGAGUCAUAGUACCACACUAAAAUAAUAACCAGGCUAUGAUCCACCCUAUGGUCAUCUUCUCCACUGAUACUGUAUAAGGAAUGAAGGGACAGUCCCUACAGUAUGCUACAGCCAUACAGCACCAAUGCUAUAAGGAAUGCAGGGUUAGGUCCGGUGCUACUGAGAGAGACAGGCAUUAUUCCUAUGAUCCACCCUAUGGCCACAGGCUCCACUGCUACAGUAUAAGGAAUGCAGGGUUAGGCUUGGUGCUGGUGCCAUCAGUAGGCUGGAGGAGAGAGACAGGCAUUAUUCCCUGUCUAAUUCUCUGAUGAUGUCCUCCCGUCCACAUGGAUGAGCCUGAAAGGCCCAGCCCAAAUACCCUCUCCCCCUCGUCCCAGCGGUGGUGUCUGUGUGUCUGCCCGGUGGGCUGCAAUGGAGGGAUGGAGGAGGGAGGGAUGGGUUACAUGGUUGUUUUGUCCCAGAGCGAGGAUCUCUUUCCAGGCUUUUCUCUUCUUCAAGACAGGCAGUGUUGUCUUGCUUCUAUCCUCUUUUCUAACCUCCUGCUUUAAUAAAGACUAUCCAGCUGCUUUAAUAAAGACUAUCCAGCUGCAUCACUAAAGACUAUCCCGCUGCUUUACUAAAGACUAUUCCGCUGCUUUACUAAAGACUAUCCAGCUGCUUCACUAAAGACUAUCCAGCUGCUUCACUAAAUACUAUCCAGCUGCUUUAAUAAAGACUAUCCAGCUGCUUUACUAAAGACUAUCCAGCUGCUUCAAUAAAGACUACCCAGCUGCUUCUCUAAAGACUAUCCAGCUGCUUCACUAAAGACUAUCCAGCCGCUUUACUAAAGACUAUCCAGCUGCUUUACUGAAGACUAUCCAGCUACUUUAGUAAAUACUAUCCAGCUGCUUUAAUAAAGACUAUCCAGCUGCUUUAAUAAAUACUAUAUAGCUUUCACUAAAGAAUAUCCAGCUGCUUUACUAAAGACUAUCCAGCUGCUUUACUAAAAACUAUCCAGCUGCUUCACCAAAGACUAUCCAGCUGCUUUACUAAAGGCUAUCCAGCUGCUUUACUAAAGACUAUCCAGCUGCUUUACUAAAGAAUAUCCAGCUGCUUUACUAAAGACUAUACAGCUGCUUCACUAAAAUCUAUCCAGCUGCUUCACCAAAGACUAUCCAGCUGCUUUACUAAAGAAUAUCCAGCUGCUUUACUAAAGACUAUCUAGUUGCUUUACUAAAAACUAUCCAGCUGCUUUACUAAAGACUAUGAUAUGGGCUUGGCUGGUGAUUCUGUGGUACUGGCUUGGGUGGCAGUGUGUGUGAAUGCCAUCCAGCCAGACACAUAGUGACAGAGAGACGAGAGGGCACCCUUGGGUAGACAGUCAGUCAGCAAACCAACCAGACCCACUGGACAGACUGGGGACCACUCAGGCACAAUGACACAACUCUGGCAAAUUUAUGCUGUGACCUCGAUUUCCCCCGCUGUGCUGUGCUCUGUGUGUGUGUUGUCUGUGUUUGUGUGUGUGUGUGUGUGUGUGUCCCACUACAUCUGCUAAGGAAAGCCUUGGGGCUGUGAAAUUGCUCCUUCAUCAGUAAAUGGCAUUAAUAUGCGUUCCUUCAGCCUGCGCUAGCCCAGCUUUGUUAGGAGAGUUUAGGCUCUUUUAGAAAGGAAAACUGAGCUGUCAUCUAAAGGUCCAGACAGCCUACCCCCUACCCUGCUUUACACCAUGCAGAUAUCUGUAUUGUUGAGAAUACCUUUACUGUGGCAAUGAUGUCUUGCACUGCAGAGGAGAAGCCUUUAGCCUGGAUGGGCUACCUAGAAAGGGUUUGACUCGACUGGACUACUGUAUUGUAUAGUGCCUGUGGGGUUGGUUAUUGAGCCAACUGCUACAUGGAUGUUAUGUUUACUGUCUUACUACUUAGGGUCAGUAGUUUUCCUGACCAACUGACCUGGAAAACCCUGGCCCCUAGUGAUAGUGUAUAGUUAAAUAAUAAAUGAUCAAAUGUUCUGUUAAAGCAAUAGUUCACCCCAAAAUCAAACUGAGCAUAAAAGUGAGUGGUGGUUGUAUGAGUGAGAGUCCAAGAAAAUGGCUGGCAUACUUAGAUUUUUAUAGGGAACUAUCCCUUUAACAAAUAUAUCUUUGUAUCCUUGACAACCCUUGAAAAGUGAUGACCGAGAAAAGCUGUUCUAUUGCCCUUUCAUAUGGCAUAUGGUUUCUACCUCUCUCUCUUUGAUUGGUUGGUAAUUAUGAACUUCCUGGCUGUCGUUUCCACUGAUUGGUUGGUUUCUAAUUAUCUCUUCCUGGUUGUUGUUGACAGGACCAACAGCCAGCUGGUGGCCUUCCUGUCCAAGUACAGAGACAUGAACUUCAUCAAGUCCCACGGCAGAGACAACGCCAGGUGAGAUCUAACACGCACACACACUGAAAAAUACACACCCACGUACAGGUGGUCCUCUGUAGCUCAGCUGGUAGAGCACGGCGCUUGUAACGCCAAGGUAGUGGGUUCGAUCCCCGGGACCAUCCAUACACAAAAAAUGUAGGCACGCAUGACUGUAAGUUGCUUUGGAUAAAAGCGUCUGCUAAAUGGCAUAUUAUUAUAGGUGCACGUACACACACACACACACACACACACACACACUAGCAUGAUACAGACACAUUAAAACAUGUUCACUCAUUUUUAUUCUCAUUCUCACACACCAGUGGCGGACGGUGCCGUUUAAGAUGAGGGAGAACGAUUCUUUUUUUAAUGAGCAUGGCCUUAUUUCUAUUACAGCAUAUUGGAUGACUGUCAUUCAUAUUCCACUCACCUAGUUCAAUGUAACAGCAAUAGGUUUAGGUUACUACAUGAUACUCGAAUUGUCCCUAUACCCAUCAUGAGGUUGCUACAACCUAGCCUAUGAAUAAAAGUUUUCAACGUAGGUGCACAGGUCGAGAGAGAAGUUUGAGUAAUCAAGGCGACAGACAGUGACACAUUCAAUACAGCCUUGCAUACUCUUGCCUGCAUCUAGCUGAUCUAGGGUGUAAUCAUUAGUCCAACAGUUGCAAACGAGAGUUUCUAUUGGACAAAUUCAGGUAACGUUUUUAAACAGAAUCGGUUCACUUUCAUAGCAGCCACAUACAAACAGAAUCGGUUCACUUUCGUAGCAGCCACAUACAAACAGCAUGAUCACUUCCUUCUCGUAUCUACACCCUCUCAUCCUCUCACCUUUUCCCUUCGCUUGUGAAAACAGUGUGUUUUAAUAAAUUAUUUGGUGACGUGAAUAUAUUUAGUAUAGUUUUAUCUAAAAAGGAUCACUUUUAAUGUUUCACUAUUUGUAUUUUUAUGAAAUUCACUGAGGAGGAUGGUCCUCCCUUUCCUCCUCUGAGGAGCCUCCACUGUCACACACACACACACACACACACACACACACACACACACACACACACACACACACACACACACACACACACCCUCCUUGCCCCAGCUCGGUGACUGAGUCAUAAUCCAAUUAGGCUCCAUCUGUAGCUUUAUUAAUUAACCUUCCCUUGUUGCCGUGGCGAGGUGCUGCCUGCCAGCCCUGUCCCCAACCCGCUCCAUGCCAUAUCACGCUACUUAAUGACAUGCACGUGCGUGCGUGCGUGCGUGCGUGCGUGCGUGUGUGCGUGUGUGUGUGCCAGGGGUUAGAUGGGCUUGACUGAAUAAAACCACUACUGGCAUGAGAUAGGAUGGAUAGUGGAUUAAUGAAGGUUGUUCCUAUAUAGCUGUUUCUAUAGGAAUCAAAUGGAGGUGUAUAUAGGUUAUACAACUUUGUUUCUGUUUGGAUAGCAGCUGGCUUUAAUACCUUCAAGGACUGAGUGAAACAGUUGUCUGUUUGACCUGAAUUUGACACCUACUGCAACACUUGGUGCUUUCACAUGAGUCACACAUUGUUAGUGUUUGAGGGAAACAUAUAUAGGAUGUGACUCUCUCUCUAUGCUCUCUCAAUGCUACUGGGAGAGUAUACUGAGUGGAUACUGGAAAGUGGAAUUGGUGAACAUCGAACAUACAUGUUUUCCAAGCAGAACAUAUACUAACCACUAGGCUAUAUGGAACUUUAAAAUGUUUGUAAAUGUUUAUAAACAUGUCACCACAGAGAGUUUUUGUAUGCAUUUUUGAAUACAGCAGCUGUCAGAGAUGGACUAUGUUGCCAUACAAGGCUUUUUUGACCUUGCUUUCUCCCAGUCUCUGGAAAAAGAGGUUCCUCAAGAGACCAUCUGGUUAAAUAAAGGACAAAUAAAGCAAAAAUAUGUUUAUAUAAGUGAGUGUAUAGUUGAGUGUAACAUAAGUUUAUAUAAGUUAGUGGUUGUGUGUAAAAGAAACAAACUUAACCAUGGUUGUGUGUUCAUGUGUUUGUGGUCGCUAUAGGUUUAACCAUGGUUGUGUGUUUGUGGUCGCUAUAGGUUUAACCAUGGUUGUGUGUUUGUGGUUGCUAUAGGUUUAACCAUGGUUGUGUGUUUAUUGGCGCUAUAGGUUUAACCAUGGUUGUGUGUUUGUGUGUUUGUGGUCGCUAUAGGUUUAACCAUGGUUGUGUGUUUGUGGUCGCUAUGGGUUUAACCAUGGUUGUGUGUUUGUGGUCGCUAUAGGUUUAACCAUGGUUGUGUGUUUGUGGUCGCUAUAGGUUUAACCAUGGUUGUGUGUUUGUGGUCGCUAUGGGUUUAACCAUGGUUGUGUGUUUGUGGUCGCUAUGGGUUUAACCAUGGUUGUGUGUUUGUGGUCGCUAUAGGUUUAACCAUGGUUGUGUGUUCGUGGUCGCUAUGGGUUUAACCAUGGUUGUGUGUUCGUGGUCGCUAUAGGUUUACCAUGGUUGUGUGUUUGUGGUCGCUAUAGGUUUAACCAUGGUUGUGUGUUUGUGGUCGCUAUAGGUUUAACCAUGGUUGUGUGUUUGUGGUCGCUAUGGGUUUAACCAUGGUUGUGUGUUUGUGGUCGCUAUGGGUUUAACCAUGGUUGUGUGUUCGUGUGUUUGUGGUCGCUAUAGGUUUAACCAUGGUUGUGUGUUUUUGGUCAACCAGGUUUAUCCGCAAACAAGGUCUGGACCGGCUUUUCUUCGAGUGCGACACCCACAUGUGGCGACUGGGCGACCGUAAAAUCCCAGAAGGCAUUUCUGUGGACGGCGGUUCUGAUUGGUUCCUGCUCAAUCGUGCGUUCGUGGAGUACGUUAUAAAAUCCCAAGACGACCUGGUCAUCAACAUGAAGCGCUUCUAUACCUACACACUGCUGCCCGCUGAGGUAAGAACACACACACACACACCUAUAUACUUCUGCUCACUGAGGUAAACACACACACACACACCUACACACUGCUGCCCGCUGAGGUAAGAACACACACACACACACCUACACACUGCUGCCCGCUGAGGUAAGAACACACACACACACCUAUAUACUUCUGCUCGCUGAGGUAAACACACACACUUACACACACCAGUCCUAAGGACACUGCGUAAGGGCUUGGAGGAGAUGUUUUGAAAGUUAAAUAGAUGAAAAACUGGAGAUGUUUGUGGUUAAUUGUUACAGAUGUCCACGUCAUCCUUCAUUCUCUUCUCUUCCACCUACACUACACUUCAGUGCAGGAAGGUGAAGUUAUAGAUUCUGACGCCCACUCUCUGUUUUCUUCUCUCUCUCUCUCUCAGUCGUUCUUCCAUACGGUGCUGGAGAACAGUGCUCACUGUGAGAGCAUGGUGGACAACAACCUGCGCAUCACUAACUGGAACAGGAAGCUGGGCUGUAAGUGUCAGUACAAACACAUAGUGGACUGGUGCGGCUGCUCCCCCAACGACUUCAAACCUGCCGACUUCCACCGCUUCCAGGUGAGACAUGGUAUCACACACAUACACACACACACACACACGUACGUACAUACAUGUACACACACAAAACGUAUACACCCACAUAAACUUACAGUAUAAACACACAUCUCUUUCACAUAUUUCUCUCUCUCUCACGCAUGCACACAGACACACACACACACACACACACUUUUCUCUCUCUCUCAAACACACACACUUGAAUACAUCCAAAGUCAUAGUGCUGACCUAACUACUCUCUAUGCCAGCUUGCUGCCCUCUGCCUAGCCUACUGUCUCGCCCUGUUGGCUGCCAACCCUAAUGCCCAAUCCUGACUCUGUCUCUCUGUCUCUCCCUUGGAAUCCUGGCAUGACUGGAGCACACUGACAGUAUUAUUACAGUAUAAAAUGCCUGGGAACAGUGUGUGUGUGUGUGUGUGUGUGUGUGUGUGUGUAUGUGUGUGUGUGUGUGUGGUGUUUCAUUACAGUAUACAGAACACACUGGGCACAGUGCAGACCUCCUACCGCCUACCAGUCAGUCCACUGUAUUAAUAGGACUUAAUUAAUAUCCUAUUGAGUGUGGGUUUUCCACGCUCAGUAGGAUCCAGUAUAGAUUGACAGAGAGGCUAUAUUUAGGCUAGAAGCUGCACAUGCUUCAGAAUGACUGAGGAGGACUGUGUAGUAUCUAGUACUGGACAUGUAUCUAGUUCUAUCUGUGGUAUAGGAGUGGGUAUCUAGUACUGGACAUGUAUCUAGUUCUAUCUGUGGUAUAGGAGUGGGUAUCUAGUACUGGACAUGUAUCUAGUUCUAUCUGUGGUAUAGGAGUGGGUAUCUAGUACUGGACACGUAUCUAGUUCUAUCUGUGGUAUAGGAGUGGGUAUCUAGUACUGGACACGUAUCUAGUUCUAUCUGUGGUAUAGGAGUGGGUAUCUAGUACUGGACACGUAUCUAGUUUCUAUCUGUGGUAUAGGAGUGGGUAUCUAGUACUGGACCGUAUCUAGUUCUAUCUGGUGGUAUAGGAGUGGGUAUCUAGUACUGGAACACGUAUCUAGUUCUAUCUGUGGUAUAGGAGUGGGUGACUAGUACUGGACACGUAUCUAGUUCUAUCUGUGGUAUAGGAGUGGGUAUCUAGUACUGGACGUUCUAGUUCCUAAUCUGUGGUAUGAGUGGUAUCUAGUUACUGGAACACGUAUCUAGUUUCUAUCUGUGGUAUAGGAGUGGGUGACUAGUACUGGACACGUAUCUAGUUCUAUCUGUGGUAUAGGAGUAGGUAUCUAGUACUGGACACGUAUCUAGUUCUAUCUGUGGUAUAGGAGUGGGUGUCUAGUGCCCCUAUUAAUGGUUCUGUGUGGUGUGGAGGAGUGCUCUAGUAAGUCUGUGGGGGUUUUGUGUUGCUUAGGAAACGGACAGAUCAGUGAGGGGAAAAAAGGAGGAGAGAAAGAAAGAGGGUGGAGGAGAUGAGGUGAAAAAGUCUCACCUGUUACAGACAACAGAGAGAACCUUUCAUAGCUAGAUCUUGGACCUAGUCGCAAUCUUUCCACUCUCUGGUUUCUCUCACUUGAUGAACUGUACCUGUGAAAGUUGGGUUAAUAAAUUGUGUGAGGGGGCGGAAGAACCGCCGCCAAGUUCCACAGUUGCUGCCCUGGUGUGAGAAUGCCACCGGUUGCCAGAUAAGCCACGGGUUGCCAGGUCUGGUCCCUAUGGGCCGUCAUUAUCCCCCACACUAGGAAUUUACAGCAAGGUGCGCAGUACGGGAGGAGAUGAGGGUAAAUAGUUUCCCCUCCUUGUCUGAGGUGUAUGGAACUCAAAGGACUGGUUAUGAGUCUGCCAAGCAGCGGAGGCUGCUGAGAGAGUUCUCAUGAGCUACUGUCAACCACAGCAAGAAGCAAGGGAUAGAGAAAUAGGGGGAGAGAGAGAGACUGAGGGAAAGAGAGAGAAUGAGGGAAAGAGAGAGACUGAGGGAAAGAGAGAGACUGAGGGAGAGAGAGAGACUGAGGGAGAGAGAGAGAGAGAGAGAGAGAGAGAGAGAGAGAGAGAGAGAGAGAGAGAGAGAGAAACGGAGAGGCAGAGAGGCAGACAUAGAGAGAGAUAAAGGAAGACAGAGACAGAGACAAACGGAGAGAGAGAGAAUACCAUUAAUCAUAUCCUUCACCCUUCAUCCAUCCAUCAUCCUAACACCCCACACACACACACAGUGUUUUCCACAAGCACAUGGAGUAGCCAGCCAAAUAGACAAAGUACCCAGCCAUGCUCCCCAGGUCUGGGGGGGAUGGGUCGGUGUUAAGAUUAUUUUUGCCGAACAAGCUCUAUUUUAGUGGCCUCUGGUACAUUCUAAUGCUAGAUUGUAUUUUCAACCAGCAACUGUCAGGAAAUAACACUGAUAUUAAAAAAUAUAUAGGAUUUUACAGUGUUAGUUUCAUCAGCUGUUGUACAAUAUGAUAUAAAACACAGGAAAAACGUAAUGUUGCCUUCACUGAGCCUUUAAAGAAUCCUGUAAGAGUCUGCUGACUUCCACAGGCUUCGAGCUUCCUUUUAAGAGGUAUUCUCUCAGCUAUCUGUAAUAAAGGUAUGAUUGAAGAAUGAAGCAGGUGUUAAACAUGGGCUUUGCUACACAGAAAGGAGCAGUUGUCUACCCCAUUGUCAACACUUUGAUUAAAUCAAUAGACCUAUAUCAGUAUCUUUGAAAAUACCAUAUAAAAAUACCAUAUAAGUAUCAAUAGCUUUUAAAAUGAUUCAAUCUGUUUUCUUUAAUCAUAUUUUGGACCAGAGUGAGACUCUUUCUCCACUAACCUACCUAUUGUUCCUGCAGUGAGGAGGAUUCACUAUCACAUUUCAGGAGAAGACCCAGAUGCAGAUAGUGUCGAAGUAACAAACGUUUAUUACAAAAACAGGGGGAAGGCAAACGACAGGUCAAGGGCAGGCAGAGGUCAGUAAUCCAGAUCAGAGUCCAAAAGGUACAGAACGGCAGGCAGUCUCAGGGUCAGGGCAGGCAGAGGUCAAUUAUCCAGGGUGGUGGGACAAGGUACAGAACGGCAGGCAGGCUCAGGUUCAGGGCAGGCAGAAUGGUCAAAACCAGAAAACAGGAACUUGAGAAAGACAGGAGCAAGUGGAAAACCACUGGUAGGCUUGACGAAACAAAACGAACUGUCAACAGACAAACAGAGAACACAGGUAUAAAUACCCUGGGGAUAAUGGGGAAGAUGGGCGACACCUGGAGGGGGUGGAGACAAUCACAAAGACAGGUGAAACAGAUCAGGGUGUGACAAUUCACAAUCUUCAGCAAAUGUUUUCGUAAUUUAUCUGCAGAUCACCAAAAUGCCUACCAGUAGUAUGCAAAUUAGGGAACCAAAUGAACAGCUCUCUUAAGGAUGCAAUUUGGUAGGCUACUGACGAGUCCCUCACUUUAACGUCACUGUCUGACAAGUCCUGAUGGACUUCAUAUCAAAAAUACAAACGAGAUCUUUAGUUUACUUGUCUGGAUGUGAUACCAUGAACAUAUAACUACAUUGUAUGAUUUAUGAUUUAUGAAUGGCAAGGAUAAACACUACCGGUCAAAAGUUUUAGAACACCUACUCAUUCAAGGGUUUUUCUUUAUUUUUACUAUUUUCUACAUUGUAGAAUAAUAGUGAAGAUAUCAAAACUAUGAAAUAAUACAUAUAGAAUCAUGUAGUAACCAAAAAAGUGUUAAACAAAUCAAAAUAUAUUUUAAAUUUGAGAUUCUUCAAAGUAGCCACCCUUUGCCUUGAUGACACAUUUGCACACUCUUGGCAUUCUCUCAACCAGCUCCAGGAGUUAGUCACCUGGAAUGCAUUUCAAUUAACAGGUGUGCCUUCUUAAAAGUUAAUUUGUGGAAUUUCUUUCCUUCUUAAUGCGUUUGAGCCAAUCAGUUGUGUUGUGACAAGGUGUGUAUGUGUGUGUGGUAUACAGAAGAUAGCCCUAUUUGUGGCAAGAACAGCUCAAAUAAGCAAAGAGAAACGACAGUCCAUCAUUACUUUAAGACAUUAAGGUCAGUCAAUACGGAACAUUUCAAGAACCUUGAAAGUUUCUUCAAGUACAGUUGCAAAAACCAUCAAGCGCUAUGAUGAAACUGGCUAUCAUGAGGACCGCCACAGGAAUGGAAGACCCAGAGUUACUUCAGCUGCAGAGGAUAAGUUCAUUAGAGUUACCAGCCUCAGAAAUUGCAGCCCAAAUAAAUGCUUCAAGUAACAGACACAUCUCAACAUCAACUGUUCAGAGGAGACUGUGUGAAUCAGGCCUUCAUGGUCGGAUUGCUGCAAAGAAACCACUACUAAAGGACACCAAUAAGAAGAACAGACCUGCUUGGGCCAACAAACACGAGCAAUGGACAUUAGACUGGUGGAAAUUUGUCCUUUGGUCUGGAGUCCAAAUUUGAGAUUUUUGGUUCCAACCGCCGUGGCAUUGUGAGGCACGGUGUGGGUGAACGGAUUAUCUCCGCAUGUGUAUUUCCCACCAUAAAGCAUGGAGGAGGAGGUGUUAUGGUGUGGGGGUGCUUUGCUGGUGACACUGUCUGUGAUUUAUUUAGAAUUCAAGGCACACUUAACCAGCAUGGCUACCACAGCAUUCUGCAGCGAUACGCCAUCCCAUCUGGUUUGGGCUUAGUGGGACUAUCAUUUGUUUUUCAACAGGACAAUGACCCAACACACCUCCAGGCUGUGUAAGGGCUAUUUUACCAAGAAGGAGAGUUAUGGAGUGCGGCAUCAGAUGACCUGGCCUCCACAAUCCCCCGACCUCAACCAAACUGAGAUGGUUUGGGAUGAGUCGGACCGCAGAGUAAAGGAAAAGCAGCCAACAAGUGGUCAGCAUAUGUGGGAACUCCUUCAAGACUGUUGGAAAAGCAUUCCAGGUGAAGCUGGUUGAGAGAAUGCCAAGAGUGUGCAAAGCUGUCAUCAAGUCAAAGGGUGGCUAUUUGAAAAAUCUCAAAUCUCAAAUGUAUUUUGAUUUGUUUAACACUUUUUGGUUACUACAUGAUUCCAUAUGUGUUAUUUCAUAGUUUUGAUGUCGUCACUAUUAUUCUACAAUGUAAAAUAAAGAAAAACCCUUGAAUGAGUAGGUGUUCUAAAACUUUUGACCGGUAGUGUAUAUAUAAAAGUUGUCCAUUUCAGUAAGUGCCACCUACAGCCAUUCAAAGCCAUUUCAGUGGGCCAUAAGCAAAGUAGUGAAAUGCCUCUUAAAGUGGCACUCCUUGAUUUUCUAGCGAGGAAAGGGAUGCAUCUGAUCACCCACACAAACUUACACGCACACACACCCACACACUCUUACACUCUCUCACACACACACAUUCUCUCUCUCACAAACACACACACACACUUUCUCUAGCGAGGAACAACGAUGCGAUGCAUCUAAAAUUUUAAUCACAAAAACACUCCUUCGCUUGACAACAAGGCCCUAGUGGUGCAGACAGAGAGAGUUGUUUUUGUGAGAAUUCAGACUGACUCCUGAACGUUUUUAUUCUGUCUGUUGUCAUGGAAAGCGGCAUGCAGGGGAGAGAGAGAGAGAGAGAGAAGAGAGAGAGAGAGAGAGAGAGAGAGAGAGAUCUAGAGAGAGAGAGAGCGAUAGAUAUAUCCGAGUGAUAGCUAUAUCUCUACUGACGCUCUCGCUCUCUAGCUCUGCUCUCUAUUCUCGAGCCUUCCCUCUACAUGCUCUCGGCUUUAGAUUCUAUCUAGGUGUAAAUGUAGUCUCGUUUUUUUCUCCUGUGGAGUCCCUGGUGAUUCAGGAAGUACAAAGGGAACAGGAAGUCUUCUUCUGUGGUUUUGCCCUGUGUUUGAAAGAUGCGCCCAGCUCUGGUAGCUGACAGGGGGAAAGACACAGCCCUGAACUUAAUAAAGUCAUUUGUUUUUGCGUCAUGUGAGUGUGAGAGAGAGCGAGAGAGAGAGAGAGAAGAGAGAGAGAGCGAGGAGACUAGAGGAGAGAGAGAGCGAGUAGAGGAGAGAGAGGAGAUAGAGAGAUCUAGAUAGAGACAGAGACAUCAGAGAAACAUGACAGAUACAUAAGAGAGCGAGAGAACGAGAGAGAGAGAGAGAGAGAUAGAUAAUCCAGACAGAGAGAGAGAUGAACAGAGAGAGAUAAUGAGAGAGAGAGAUAGAGAAGCUGAGAGAUAGUAGAGAGUCCAAGAAGUACAAAGAGAACAGGAGUCAGAUGACAAAGAUGAGCCGGUAGACAGAGAAAGACAACCGACUUAAUAAGAGACAGAGACAGAGAGAGAGAGAGAGAGAGAGUAGAGAGAGGAGAGAGAGAGAGAGUAGAGAGAGAGAGAGAGAGAGAGAGAGAGAGAGAGAGAGAAGAGAUAGAGAGACGAAGAGACAGGACAGAGAGAGAGAGAGGAGAGAGAGAGACAGAGAGAGAGAGAGAGAGAGAGAGAGAGAGACAGAGAGAGACAGAGAGAGAGAGAGAGAGAGAGAGAGAGACGUGGGUACUGAGACAGUUUACCAGGGUGAUAUGACGUGGCAGUGUAUCUGCUUGUUUUGUUCUCUAUGUGGGAGAGAAUUUUAAAUCAAAGCUGUUCCUCACACAUGCACACACUCUCUCUCUCUUUCUCUCUAUCUCUCUCUCUCUCACAACCUCCCACUCACUUCCACUCCGUCUCCCAUUCCGCAGUCUUUCAAGCAACCAUUUCUUAAUCUUCUCUUUCUUUUUCUCUCCCCUCCUCUCCUACUCCCUCCAUUUCCUCCAGCAAACAACCCGGCCUACGUUCUUCGCCAGGAAGUUUGAAGCCAGUGUUAACCAGGAGAUCGUGAACCAACUGGAUGGCUACCUGUUUGGACCUAUGCCCCAGGGGACCCCUGGCCUCCAGGCCUACUGGGAGAGUGCGUUUGAUGAGGCGGACGGGGUCGCGACCCUGAGCGACACACAGCUCACACACUACCAUGCGUUUGCUCGUAUGGGCCUGGCCAGAGCGGCAGCCUCGCUGCAAGGAGAUCCUAAGGAUGACAGCUGCAGGUUAGUGAGCAGUAAGCAGUCCAGAUCACACACUGAACACAUGUACACACAUGCAUAUAACAUGCUAACAUGCACACACACACUGACACACGCACACACAGAAAUAGUAGUAUGCACACACAGACAAUGCAUGCACAGAUCAUGAAUGCACACACACACACACACACACACACACACACACACACACACACACUGCAGCAGUCAUUCACAGCAUCUUGACAGUGACACACACCUUAUUGUUUUGUGCGAAUUUCAACCCUCAGUCAGAAACCUUUUGUAUCCUUCCUCAUCCAAUAAUAUUCAUAUCUGGUGUCAGAAGGCAUCAAAUAUCAACACUAUUCAUAUAUCAUCACUAGCAACAAUUCCCUGCUUCUAAUGAGCAGAUGAGAACCAGUGCAGUUAACACUGUUCACUCAGUAAGACGAUAUGACAAAUCAAUUACACCAUGUGAAGGUAUACUGUAUAUAGGUCAUGGAUGGUGCUGGUACAUGUCCCUCGAGACCAGUAUCAUUUCUGUAUCACUAGAAUUACUAUUGACGAUACUGGUGUUAUAACAUGUGGGAUCCAUAGCAGUUGUAUAUGCUGGAACUGUUAGUUCAGUAUUGAGGCCUACUGUUGGCACAUUUACAAUAUAGUUUUUACCCCAGUGUUUUACCCAAAAGGCUCAGACUUUUCUGUUUCCAUCUACGUGGGCCGGCACGCCUGUCUCACUGGGCCAAAGCCCGCGUAGAUGCUCUGACUUGGGGCCAAAUCCAGGCCGCUGGUACUUUUCAGAUUCAUUUACAAAACAAUGGCCAACUGUGAACUUUAACACCUUCUCACAGAUGUUGUUGAUUCUGCUUGCUACAAGUCGUUAGUGUCACACUCCUGAUGGAAACAUAAUAACACUAGAGUUUACAUUAACAUAAAUCACUGGUGACACACUGGUGUGGGGUAAGUCUAGAUGGAAAAGCACCAUGUUAAUUCCACAGGUGAAAUGACCGGUAUUACGAUACAUUUGCGAUCCAUAGCAUCUAGCUUCCUGGAUCAGGAAACGUGUUAGUUGGUUAUUUUAUGUAUUUUGUCUUCAUACAGUUACUUCCACAGGUGAAAUGGCCGGUGUUAUGACACAUUUAGGAGCCCUGUCAUCUAUGGAGGCUGAAACAGGGAGCCAGUUUGAAGCUAACAUGUAUUUUGUCAUAGUUACUGUUACUGUAUUGUAAUACCACAGGUGAAAUGUCUGGUGUUACGACAUAUGUGGGAACAGGAAGCCUGACCUGUGUCAGUUGAGUCUUGAAGACAGUAACCUAUGUAUUUUAUCUCAAUACAGAAUAUGAAACCUUUGUUAACUGAGUCUCAGAGCCAAUGUACAGGUAACUGCCAAAAUAAAGGAAACGCCAACAUUGGCAUAGAUUCUAUAAGUGUCUGGAAGUCUAUUGGAGGGAUGCGACACAAUUCUUCCAUGAGAAAUUCCAUAAUUUGGUACCAACACCUGUGUGGAAGCACCUGCUUUCAAUAUACUUUGUAUCCCCCAUUUACUCAAGUGUUUCCAUUAUUUUGUCAGUUACCUGUAUAUUCUGGACUUUAUAUUUCUGGUGAAAUUGUCAAUGUUACAACCAACGUGACAUGUAGUAUACUGCCAUGUUUCUGCUGCUGGAAGCUUGUAUUAGCUGAGUCAGUUUUAGAUAUAGUUCCACAUAAGCAGGAUGGAUGGCAGGCAGGCAGGGAGUGCUGCAUUGUGGGUAGCUGCAGGGCUCUCUGGGUAUAGAGUGAAGACGAGAGGAAGCAUGUUUUCAUCUAGCUACCCACACUCACACACACACACACACACACACACACACACACACACUCCAUCUAUCGUUUAACUACAGCUGUUUCUACUCAUGUCUCUGCCUGUAAAGUGAGAAGGAAGGGAAACAAGGUUGUGUGUGUGUGUGUGUGUGUGUGUGUGUGUGUGUGUGUGUGUGCGUGUGUGUGUGUGUGUGUGUGUGUGUGUGUGUGUGUGUGUGUGUGUGUACAUAAUGUGUGUGAGAGCAAUAGGGCAUCUGUGAGUGUAUGUGUCAGUCUGCAAAUCUCUAAUUGUGGGAUCAUGAGCAUGUGAGAAAAUAAUUUGCUGCGAGGAAACAAGCAAUUUUCAGUCUUUCACACUAACAUACCCACACCCAACUGUCACACACACACACACACACACACACACACACACACACACACACACACACACACACACACACACACACACACACACACACACACACACACACUCACACACACACACACAGGGCAAUAUUUGGGGCCAUGAGAGGCUAUGUUUGUAGAGCUUACGGUGUUUGUAUGAGACAUCAGGGUGGGGCUGCCACGGGGGGAUGGAGAGAAGGAGAGACGGAGAAGAGGAGGGGGGAUUUCUGUCUUUUCACAGCCUGCUGUGACUCCAGUGGUGAGGGAGUGGAGGGAAAGGCUGAAUGGAGGCUCUGUGUAUCUGCAGCCCCAGUCCCUCUCUCUUUCUCUCUCUCUCUCUUUCUCUCUCUCUCUCUUUCUCUCUCUCUCUCUCUCUCUCCCUGUCUCUCUCUCCCUGUCUCUCUCGCUCUCUCUCUCCCUCUCUCCCAUCUCGUACCAUUCACUCUAUGAUCUCUCUCUUUCGCCUUCUCUCUUUCGCUCUCUCUCAAACUCUCUCUCUCUGUUUCUCUAUCUCACUCUCCCUUCUCUCUCUCUCAACCUCUCUCUCUCUUUCUAUCACUUUCCCUUCUCUCUCUUUCUGCAUAUCCUCUCUCUCCCUUUCUCUCUACCUCUCUUUUUAUCUCUAUCUCUAUCACUCUCUCUUUCUCUCUCUUUCUGCCUCUCUCUCUCUCUACCUCUCUCUCUCUCUCUAGCACACAGACACACAAUUGUCAAAGACGUCAACAUCAGGCAUCCCCAAGAGUCAAUGUAUAAUUCAAAUUGUGAGUACUUCAGUCCCACCCUACAGGUCUGUAAUAAAUAACUGUGUAACUGACUCAGUCUCAGAGAGUGGUGAAACCUUAAUGAUUAGUGCUGCUAUGUUGCUACGGGCCAUCAUACACAUCUCUGCCAAUCUCUGGCUGUGUCCCAAACGGCACCCUAUUCCCUAUAUAGUGGGAACGAGGGAGGGAGGAAGAGAGGGAUAGAGAGAGAGGGAUAGAGAGAGAAGGGUGUGGAGUGCUAUCCGUGAGCAGGUGUAAAUAUUUGCUGUUCUGCUUGUCAGGGUAGCUAGCGCUGUCGGGCUGGGACGGGCAAACUAUCUCCUUCUGGUCCUACUACUGGAAUACUGAUGAAGAGGCUGGCAUACACGGUGGGCACUGGGGCGUGGGGAGGAUGGGAGAAGAGAGAGAGGGAGAGAGAGGUGGGUGGAGUGAGAGGGAGCAUGGAGAGAGAGAAGUGUGUGGAUGAGAAGGAUAGGAGGGGAGUGAGGGAGGAGGGUUUGAAAGAAAGAGGAAGGAAGGGAGGGAGGGGUGUGUGUGGAUUGGAGAUCAGCAGUGUUCUGUUCUGUUCCCCAGCAGUACCCACCCUGGACCCUGUUUAUUUUCCCAGUAGUCUCUCCUCACUCCUCUGCUCUGCCCUCAGUGCCAGCCUUCUGCCACAUGUACAGAAAUAGAAAAAACACUUCCUCCACACACACACACAGCCCCCAGAAUAAUAACCGUCAGGAGUAGCCUGGACUGGCACGCUGAUUGUAAGAUCAAGCUGACUUCUUAAUGGUGCCCCAGACCAGUUCAGCUUUGUUAGUGUGUGUGUUUUUGUUUGUGUGUCCCUGACCUCAGCUGACUUGUUUUAGACAAGUGGUUUUCAACCUGUGGUCCGAGGACCACCUGUUCCACACAUUAUUUUUCUAUAUAUAUACAGUACCAGUCAAAAGUUUGGACACACCUAGUCAUUCUAGGGUUUUUCUUUAUUUUUACUAUUUUCUACAUUGUAGAAUAAUAGUGAAGACAUCAAAACUAUGAAAGAACACAUAUGGAAGUACACACUCCUGCUAAAUGAUGUAAAUGUAAACUCCCGAGUGGCGCAGUGGUCUAAGGCACUGCAUCGCAGUGCUAGCUGUGCCACUAGAGAUCCUGGUUCGAGUCCAGGCUCUGUCGCAGCCGGCCGCGACCGGGAGACCCAUGGGUGGCGCACAAUUGGCUGGCAGGGAUGUGGGUUCGUUUCCCACGGGGGCCAGUAUGAAAACAAAAAAAACAUGUAUGCAUUCACUAACUGUAAGUCGCUCUGGAUAAGAGCGUCUGCUAAAUGAUGUAAAUGGAAUCAUGUAGUAACCAAAAAAGUGUUAAACAAAUCAAAAUAUAUUUUAGAUUCUUCAAAGUAGCCACCCUUUGUCUUGAUGACAGCUUUGCACACUCUUGGCAUUCUCUGAACCAGCUUCAUGAGAAAUACAUAUUUUAUGUAAAGAAAUUCUGUGACUCCGCGAAUGGUGGUCCUCAAGAGCUUUUGACGCUGAUUUGGUUGUCCCCGGAAUGGAAAAGGUUGGGAACUGCUGUAUUAGACAAUGUGUGUGUUAUGAAUCUGUGUGUCAUGGUUAUCUUCAGAGGCAUCGGGCUGUGACUAACCUAAUAUAUUACUGCCAAUAUACCCAAUGACUGUAUUGUUCUGGUCCGGGGCAGGCUACAACUACAGUCCGGUCUCAGUCAGUCUGCCCAUCCCUUUCUCUUUGCCCCUAGCCUUAACAAAAUGUCUCCACAGCAACAGAUGUUUCAUAGGUCAUUGAUGCCUCCUCCCUCACACAAUCACAAAAGCACAGCACAUCCCCCUAACCUUUACUUUAGCAUCUGAGACAUUAGCAUGGCCCCGCUAGUGAACUUUAGCAUCUACAAACAUUAGCAUUUGUAAGGAGUCCAGUUUCCAGUCAGUGUCCAAUAGAUGAAUCUAUAUACUCUCAUCUUACACCAUUGCCCUUUUAAACAGCACCGGUACCAUAUCAAGUUCACUAAUGGGAAUCACAAUGGGUCUGUCUGUUGAGUUGCCACUGGUGUUGCCAGGUAAAACCCUGAUAAAGUAGCCUGGUCCCAGAUUUGUUUGUGUUCUUGUCAACUCUAUUGCUGUCUUUUUCAAAAUCAGUGACAGAGUUGGCAUCAUAGCACAAACAGACCUGCACUCAGGCUACUGAUAAAGGUCUGUUGAGAAAGGUUGGUUAAAAAUAAGUAUAUUUUCUCUUGGGUUGCCAGGUAUUUCCCCAUGGGCCAUCCGGUGUCAGUGCAUCUCUACUUCCAGUCGGACCAGUUCCAGGGCUACCUGGUCAAGCACCACGCCACCAACCUGGCAACCAGCAAGCUGGAGACCCUGGAGACCUGGGUAAUGCCCAGGAAGACCUACAAGGUGGCCUCCCCGCCCAGCACCUUCAACAGGCUGCAGUUCGCUGAG